This is a messenger RNA of Protopterus annectens (West African lungfish), 9893 nucleotides long. Its product is annotated as polyamine-modulated factor 1-binding protein 1-like. Lineage: Eukaryota; Metazoa; Chordata; Ceratodontiformes; Protopteridae. Gene Ontology annotation, biological process: spermatogenesis. The transcript is spliced from 32 exons. The coding region runs from base 205 to 5313 and encodes 1702 amino acids. The record is from RefSeq and is a predicted model, not a curated record.
AUGGGCUUCUGUUUACAUGAAUUGCCACGACACAAUGACUCAUUGUUUAGAGACGCAUUCAUUUGCACUUGUUCCGGUUGCCGUUAAGGGCUGAUUAAUCUCGUGCGAAGAUUGUCUCUCCAUUUUGUUGAAGUUGCUAGAGAAAACUGGGAUUAAGUAAUAACUGAAAAGAGUAACAAGCAGUUGCUGAACUACAAAUGCAAGAUGUCCACGACUGAAACAGAGAAUAUGGAGAUAAAAGGAGAUAGACUGCAGCAAAACAGUGAGCUGGAGGAGCCGAGGCUGAGCGCUGAGCAGCUGGACCAGUCUUCAAGGGACAGUCAAGCUGUGCUGACCACAAGAGCUGACUACUGGCAGGAGGCCUUUGGGGCUCUUAAAUCUGAUUUCAUACAACUUGAAAAGAAGCACCUUGAAGCUUUAGCUCAGCUCCGUCACAAAGAGGAAGUGACAAAGGACCUCAGAGCACACAUUACUGAGGCUACUUCCAAGACAAAAGUCAAGGAAGAAGAAAUGCAAAAGCUGAACAAAGAAAAUAUUGCCAUAGUGAAGGAAUAUGAAGCAAAACAAAAGCUAAUAGAGGAAGAAUUGAUGUCUUACAAACAUCAGUUCAGAGCUGCUCAAGAAAACAUAUUGAAGCUGGAGAAGGCUCUCUCUGAGCAAAAAGAUGGAAUUGGACAACUUCAGAAUUUAUACCAAGAGGAGGUAGAAAAAAAUGGUCGAUUACAAGCCAGGAUAGAGGCACAGAAUAUAACUGCUCAGAGCGAACAAGAUGUGCUGUCAAAUGAGAUUUAUUCUAAAGAGGAAGUAAUUCAUAAACUGAAAAUGCUUCAAAUUGAUUACCAGGACAAAAUAAGUGUGGCUGAAGAAAAGAUUCAGAAUCAAGAAAAAUUGCUUGAGCAUUUGCACCAGCAGUACUUGGGUGCAGUAAAUGAGAUUGAAGAAAAGGAGCACACUUUUCAUUCACUAAAACAGCAACUUGAAAAGGCACAAACUGCAGAGAGGGAAGCAAUUCUGGAGGUAAAUGGCAGUGGAGAAACCCUGAGACAGUUAGAGCUGAAACUGGCUUCCUUACAAUCAGCACAGGACUCCGCUAGCAGGACUGUUGCUGUGAAGGAACAAAUUAGUAAUGAACUUUUCCUCGAGUGUGAGAAACUGAAACAGAUGCAUAGUGAAAGGCAGCAUCAGCUAAGUAACGGUGAGAAAAAGAUUAAAGCUCUGCAAACAGAGACCGGCAUACUUAAGACAAAAUUGCAAGAGAAGACUGAAGAAACUCUGAAACUGAAUGAUCGAAUUCUGAAACAGCGAGAGGCAUUGAACAAGGCAAGAGAAACUAUUAAGGACACCAAGAGAACUGCUGGAAAUAAGUUGCAGGAGAAGGAAAACAAAGCUAUUUUGCUGCAGAAAGAACUGUUACAAGCACAGGACCAAUAUUCUGCUUGCUAUCAAGAGCUGCUCCACAGGGAAAAACUUUUGCAGAGGCAGAAAGAAGAGAUGGCUCAGCUGACAGAGCAAAUGCGGCAGCAGUCCCAGGAUAUUAGCAAGCUCAGUGGCGAAAAGAGAAGGCUGGAACUAGAGUUAGCGGUUGUCAUGGAGAAACACCGAACUGCACAGGCUGAGGUGAGCAACAGAGAUCAAAUAAUUAUCCAGCUGAAGACUGAUCUAAAAACUGCACAAGAAGAGCUAUGUGGUUCACAGGAAGAGCUGAAACUCCAUGAGACUGAAAUUUCCAGGCUAAAUCAGAAGAUAAAGUGUCUAAAGGCUGACUUUUGUGAACUGGAAGAUAAGUAUAACAGACAACAGGAUAAAAAGAAUGAAACUGAAAAGGUGAACAGUCAGCUGGAGCAUGAACAGGAACUUCAUCUUAAGCAAAUUCAGAACCAUUUGAAGACUGUCGAACAGCUACAGUCAGAUCUGGAUUUCACAAAGCAGUCUCAUGCUGCUGAUGCAGAAAGGUGGACCCAAAAAACGGCCAUGCUCCAAAAAGAGAUAGACUCAUCCGUUGAGGAAUUGCACGAAAAUCAACAGAAGGUACUGGAAUACAAGAAUUUAAUAGAUAAACUGAGGCAAAAAUGGGAAAAAGCUGAACUGCUUAAUCAAGAAGCAAGUAAUAAGAAUAAGCAAUGUACAGAGACAAUUAAAAACCAGAGUGCAGAAAUUACACAGUUAAAGCAACAUGUUGGUGACCUUGAAGGGAAAGUGAAAGAGUGCUAUGAUCAGACAAAGUCCUGCGAAUCAUCUGCUGACCUCUACAAACAAAAAUAUGAAGCAAGCAUUCUUAAAAUGCAGGAAGUAGAAGCCGUUGCCCAGAGUCUUGAAAAGGAAUUAAAGGAACUACAUAACCAGAUACUUGAAGCAAAUCAAACAAUACAUAACCUGAAGGCUGAAAUAUUGAGACUACAAAAGCAGUAUGAAGAGAAAUGCCAUCAAAUGGAAACAUCAGAGGUCAAAAAUAUUCAGUUAACUGAAGACCUGCACCUUGCUCAAGAGGAUGUUAAAAGUAAUGUAGAACACAUAAGGAAGAAUGAUCAGCUUAUUCAAAAAUUAAAAGAUGAAGUAGCAGACUUGCAGAAACAGAUUUUAGAAAAAGAAGGCGAAAUUUGUCGAUUUCAGUCAGAAUUUUUUCAGUAUCAGUCCUCUCACAGGCACUCGAAUGAAGAGUUCACUGAGCACUUGUCGCAUAUCAGACACCUGCAAAUGGAACUUGAGAUGACAAAAAAGCACUCCAUGGAACAAACUGCAAAACUUGAAGAAAGUGAAAGGCUUACACAGGACUUGAAAGCUGAGGCUGAUAAUGUAGUCAGACAUCAGAAAAAUUAUGUUCUUGAAAUCGAAAAGCUCGAAAAGACUUUACAGUCUUUGCAUCUGGAUAUAAUAGCUUCUCAGCAGAAACAUAAGAUUGAACUUACUCAGUUACAACAGCAGGUCAUCCAGUCCGAAAAAGAACUGGCACAGUCUCUGGAUGUAUGCAAUCAGAAAGAGCAGGCAAUACGCAAAAGAGACGACCUUCUGAGAAAGUCAGAGGAGGAUCUCCUGCAGGCAAAAGAAAGUAUCAAAGCCAGAGUAGCUGAGGUAGAGCACCUUGACAGCCAGGUCAAGAACCUGAAAGUAAGCAUCCAGGACAUCCAGAAAGACAAAAAUCAAAAGGAGAAGGAAAACAUUGCACUUAAAGCUGAGCUCCAGCAGCUGAAUGUGGAAUUACAGGAGGUGCAUAAACAAUACAGAGACACAGCACAAGAACUUGCUAGUCGUGAUGAACAGCUGCUUCUGAUGGAGUCCAGCUUAAAAGCAACACAGGCACAGCUAACGGAACAGGUCGCUGAAACAGUUCGCCAGGAGCAGAAUGGUAGAAAGUUACUUUCAGAGAUAAAGACGCUGAAAGACCAUGUUACAGCAGCUGAAGAAGAAGUUAAUGACUACAAACAAAUGGUGGACAAACUGAAACUUGAGUCAGCUGCAGUUAAGCAGGUCCAGCAAGAAAAGACCCAGGAAGCCAUGAAGCAUCAGCAGACUUUUGAGAAGAUGGAGUCAGACCUUAACAUGGCAAAAGAUCAAGUGAAAGCUUUGCAAAAUCAGCUGCAGCAGUCUGAGGACUUGGUGAGAAGUUUACAGGAAGAGCUAACUCAAGAACAGAAACAUUACCGCGAGCAACAAAAACAAAUUUUCAAACUAAAACACCAGAUUACAGAAAUGGAAGCAGAGGCUGAAACCCUUAAAUACAAAUUGAACAGUGACUCUGUCUUGGCAAAGGAUCAUAAAAAUCUCAUAAGAAAUCUGGAAGAGGAAAGAGACCAAAUGCUGGACAAGUGUAAUGGUCUUCGGGAAGUAUUGCUUCAGGCCCAAUCCCAGCUUCAGGUUUUCCAACGAAAUGUGGCUUUGGCAGAAACACAGAGACAUCAUCAUGCUGAGGAGGUUGAGCAUCAGAUGGAGAUGUUAGCAAAGCUGCAGGCAGAUCUGGAGCAAUCAGAAGAACGGCACAGGCAUUCUAGCAAGAACCUGGAUGCCUCAGAGCUCAAAGUUCAUGACUUGCAAUUGCAAAUCACCAUACUGCAGGGCAAACAUAAGGAAGCACUCGAUGAGGUGAAUGAAAAGACAAACAGUCUAACUGUUCUUAAAGACAAGUUUAACACACUCCACCAGCAAUAUGAAAAACUAAUGAAAGAAAAUUCAGCACAUGCAGCAAAUGUGAAACAGAUUAAUCUAGAACUUAAGAAAGAACAGGAUCUGAAGAGAGAAAAGGAGGAGGAGGUACAAACGUAUAAAGAAAAGCUGUUGGAGAUAACUCGUAAUCUUGAGCUGAGGCAACAAACAAAUCAGGAAAUAAUUGGGGAUUUAGCUGCUAAAGAAGAGCAGGUGCUUACCCUGAGGUCUCAACUGGCAAAUGUGCAAGAGAAGAUGAAACAGAAAAAUGAAGAGCUGGAAACUCUGCACCGCGCAUUGGAAGCAGCAUGUUCUGACAACAGUCGCCUCCAUCAGGAAAGUGAGUUAGUGGUUGCAAAUGUUAAUCAGUGGAUCAAAGAACAAAAGAAUGCGAAUGGAAACUUGGAAGUAAAGAUUAAAGAACAGACAAGAUGUUUAACUCAUCUAACUGCAGAAAAAGACCAUUUACAGGAAACUGUAGAUGCUUUGAGUGCAGAACUUAAAAAAGUAAAAGCAGAGCUGGAGGAAAAGAAAACUGAAAAUGAACGAUUAAAGACACUACAGAGCCACUCAACCAAUCAGGAGGCACUUCUCAGCCAUCUAAGGGGUCAGCUAGAGGUUCAUGAACUUGAGCAGGAGAGCCUCUUGGCAGAGAAACAGGCAGCUAUAGAAGACAUGCAUAUCAGGCUGAAGACAAGUGUCCAGUCCAUCAGUUUGCUUAACCAGCAGCUAACUGCAAUGAGCAAAGAGAAUGCACAUCUGAGAAAACUCCUGGAAGAUGAAAAACAAAGAUCAGAAGAGUUUGAACUGCAAAUUGAAUCCUGUAAUCAGAUUAUCUCCAGCCAGAGAACUUCACUAAGAACUGUUGAGAAAGAGCUACCUGUCACAGUGGGGUCUUUGCACAAGGAUGCUAUGUCAUCUGAUCAUUAUACAGUGCUACAGUUGCAAACUAGUCCUAAACAAGAGACAUUAACACCCCAGCAGGGGGAAACUGAAGCUGUGGGAAAGAAAAUGGAGCAACCAGAUGUCAGGGAAUCAUUUGAUAAAUCUUACUUGAUACAACGAGUUGGUGAACUGUCUUCGCAAUUACAAGAAAGUACUGAAUACUGGACAGAGAAAAUGAAUGAACUUACCAUGCAAAUUGAACGCACUCACUUGGCAUUAUCAAAUAAAUGAAACUACUUAUUUGUUUCAGUUUAGCUAAACUUUGAGCCAAAGACCUUUUUGCAGAGGUAUCCAGAAUAUGUAAGAAAUAUUAAAAGUACAUAAAAUAUGAAGUACCUGUAGCCAAUGACUACAGCUUCGGCUUUCAUCUUACAUCACUUAGACUAUGACAUCAUAUACGUUAUAAAUAAGUAAUCAUGUGUUAUUAGAAGAGUUUGCCUCAGUUUUUGAACGUAGUUCUACAAGUCAGAAAAUGAUGCAUAUAGGCAUUUUCAGCAUAUGUUUUUCACUAUUUUUUUUUGUUGUUGUUUUGUUUUCCUUGCUGUGAUAUAAAUGUGUGUGUGUGCAUAAAUACACACGCACACAUUUUUUUUUGCCCACAUUGCUGUCAGCCAUCAACAUUUUCCCCCAACUUCCUACUGGAUUUUCCACUCUAAUCUCUCCUCAACACCUGUCUGACUUGUUACUUUGGACUACCAUCCCCAGAAGAACAACAGUGGAGAUUAUCUAAGUGUAACUAUGGACAGAGAGGAGGUCAGGAUGUCCCAGUACAGCACCAUCUUGGGUGAUCUGGAUUGCAGUCAGGACACUAUCCAUUUAUGGCAUGGAGCUGGAUAUGUAUGUUUUGUAUGUGUUAUAAUGAAAUCCGUAUGCAUCUACACAUUCCAGUAAUAUACUGUUACCAUGCAACUGUGGGUUUAGGCAAUUUGGUAGUUCUACUGAAGUGAACAAAUUCAAAUCAAAUAAGCAUAACCUACUGCAUAUUAUUUCAUGUUAUGUCAAGACAGUUUAAAUCUAAUAUCUUAAUAGGAACUGUCUUUCUGAAAAGGGUAUAGGUUUAUAGUUAAAUCCUAGCCUAUCAGCCUGCAGACUUGCAAGCUUAGUGAAUAACCAUAGGUCAGAAUCAAACCCUGUAUCUUGUAUCUGUAAGGUAAAAACCUUAACCAUUAUGUUAGCUCUGCCACCAUAAUGGGAUUCAGAACAGCAACUGAGAUAAAGAAUCCAUAGCACAGACAUAUGACAAUAAUUCUGAAGGUUUAGAAGGAACAGAGAAAAUAAAGUGCUGGAGAUCCACUUUAAGUGGUUGGCUGCUGACCUGCAGAAUGCAAACCUAUUGAUCAAAGUGAUCAAAAGUACUGGUGCUAAACCUGAAUAUCAUUCAAGUAAUUUUUAUUUUUGCAGGGAUGCAACCCCCCCAUACCUCCCACUCCCUCCUUAUUUACAUUAUUUAAUUCCAUGGUUAUAAGACCACGGAGAACAAAGAAACACCCUGCAGGGGUUCCAACUUCUGUAUGUAACUUGAACUAGUAGGAAAAAAGGUCAGGAUCUGAAAACCUUGGAUAGUUAUUACUGAAGUUUCACUCAGUGCAUUAAUUGUUGACAUGUCUGAUAAGCACCUUUCAUUGAGUAUGGUCUACAGUGUAUCUAGUUGUUAGUGUAACAGUCAGACUAACAGAACUAAGUGGUCCUAAUCUGCCAUGAAAUUACAUGUUUUUAUGUUAACUGCAUGAAAUCUAGUCAGUCACAGCAGCACUGUGAUUCACAGUGUAGUGCAUUGUACACUGUGAAGUAAGGUUGUGCAUUCCUUUAAGUGACUUUAAAGUGGAACUUAAGAUAGACUGUUAGUCGCUGGAGGUGUGGUACAAAUAGAUGAGACAUGCAUCUGGAUUACCCAUGCAGCUCUUCUCUGAAACUGCAUACAAAUAUAACUUAGCAUGGAUGUGUCACAGCAUAUUCCAUUGUGGAUAAAGGGCAAUGAAUUUGUUGUGAAAGUCAGUCAACCAGAGUACUGAAGCUAGCUGAUUUAUCUUCCCGUACUGAAAAUGCUGAAAUUGUGGGUGUACCACAGGUGUGUGUUUCCCCAUUUGCAGCAUGUUAACCACAACAAAGAGUCAGCUUCAUUAUACACUGUAAAAGCUUGUUACAGGCUUGCCCACUGUAAAUCUUUUUCAGUGAAACGUAUUUCAUGGGUGUUAAUGCUAACCCCUUCCACCGUCGUAAAACUGUCAAGGUUGCUUACCUCUUCUUCACAGUUCUAAAUAUGUGCUGGAUAAUGCAAACUUUUGUGGUUCAGUGUUCCUACCCCAAUUCUCUAGUGUAAAACAGAGUUUAAAAUCUUACCAAUAGCUUUCUAACUGCUACCUCCCCGUUGGUGAUUGAGUGUACAAAACUGAAAUGUCAAGGGCUUUAAAUUGAAGAAUACUGCUAUCUUCCUCUUAAUGUCCAAAACUAAUACUUUAUAUCCUUUGUGAAACUCCCUAAUGGUACACCUCUCCAUUACCCAUUAGAAGUUGCAACAUAUUAAUGGUACUGCCACUCCCACUUUACAGUUCCCAGAAUAUGAGCCAUCCUCCAGUUACCAUUAUGGGCAGCUUCUAUCCAAAUUCUACAUCAGCAUGAGGAAGCAAAUCAGAAAAAGUAAAUUGUAAUUGUUGAAACCUCAGCAAUUUCUUUUAUCGGUCAUUGAUAUAUUCUCUGUGACAGCCUCAUUGAGCACAUGAAACCGUCAGGCAGAGGAUCACUAAAUUCCCUUCAUGUGAAAAACCUUUAUUCAUGGGUUCUCACUUGGAUGUUAGCUUAUUUGAUAUUCUCUUGUAUUUUGCUUUUUCUUGCCACUGAAUAUGUUUAGAUGCUUACACCAAUGAACAAAAUUAAUGAUAAAAUGUGCACUCAGUUUUUUCAUCCAUUGUAUUGUUUUCCUUUGAAGAACACUUUUUCAUCAUUUGUACAUAUUUUAGUACUUGAAUUGCUUUUAUUGCUGCACAGUCUACAGGGACAUUUCAUCAUAAAAUAAGACCAGCAGACAGCACACUGUUGCAAAGGCCACAACAUGUUGCAGAAUCUGUUCUUUUAAAGCAUUUUAAUGAAACCUAACUUAAUAAUGCCUGAAGUGUGCAUCUUUCUCAGUCACCUUUGCCUGGGUAUGAGAAGGAUUCAUAUGCAGUCAAGGAAGCAAGUGUCAUAACAAGGCCACAAACCCCACCAGAGGUUUGAGGUAGGAUAAGAAUUCUUCUGGUUGGCACUGUGAAUUGGCUAGACUAACUACUGGCUCAGACUCCUUAGAAUUAGUAAUUAUAUAAUAUCAUGUGAAGGAGAGCAGACAGACUUUUUGCAGUGGUGUUAAAGUUGCCUGUUUAUCUCUGUCCAGAGAAGAGCAUGCUGGAACAACUAACAUCCUCCAGCUCCGUUUAUUCAUUAUUUGUGGCCAAGUAGUCAAAUACAUUGUCCUCACAAAUAUUAAGGCCAGUUCUUCUGCCUUUUUUAGAGUCCCAGCUUCUCUGAAACGUAGGCUGGAGAGACAUUAUGCAUGGGGAAUAUACAGAAAUAAAGCUCUCAUUUCACUUAGUGAGCUUCCAUUUAUCACCAGAAUCGGCAUCUUCAAAAGCCUAUGGACAACAGACAAUUUAUUCCACAGUUUUGUUCCCUUCUCAGAAUAUCCAAGUUUUAAUGACUUCAUUAGGGGAACAGAUGAGGUUAAGGAGGUUUAUAUCUCUGUAUGCAGUAGUGAGAAGAAUGGGUAAUGAUAGAGUACCUAGAUGUUGCAGUCUUCCACACCUACCAGCCUUGUUCUUUCAUUCAUUGUAGAAGUCAUUAAUCUAAUGGCUGUCCAUAAUUAUGUGGCCUUUAAUGCAUUAAUUUGGUCUUGUAUAUUUCAUUCACCACCUCUGUAUGUGAACUGCUUACAACAGCACACAGUAUGUGAGUGAGUGCUGUAUGUUCAGGUAAUGAGUCAAACAACAUACAGUAACAUGGUCUUCUCAUCACUGUAUCUGUGGCCAAAACUGGCCUGUUGCAAAGUUUAGAUGUUUCAUUACAAAGGAAGGCUUCUCAGAACUCAUCUUGAAACAUUGUGUCCUUCCUAGGCUGUGGAGCUAAUACCAAGCUUCUGGAUAACACCUCUUCUGCCGUAGAUAUGUACAGAUUUUGAAUUACAGUUUAUGACAUAGGAGAUGUCCAGACUUUAUCCUGUCUCCCUUAGGUGUCAUGCUGGGCUAUUAGUGCUAAAGUUCUUUUCUAGUGUCCUGCAGAAAGGACAGAAUCCACCUUCUCUAAGCUGGACCUGUUUGCCAGGCAUAUUUAAGAAGCUGUAACGGAGUUCAAGAACAUGAGCAGUAUGUCAUUGUUCAUUAAUUUUAUCACAGUCAGAAGGCUUGCAGGAGCAGAAAAAAAUAUCAAAUACAAGAAAAUGUUGAUCUCACUGCCACUUUCAGACUUGUGCAGCAAUGUGGUAAGAGCAUCCACAGAGGGGAAAAAGAUUCAUAUCUAUUGCACUUUAGCUUACUGUCUGACAAUUUAAAAACCAUUUAUAGCAUUUUGUGCAGGAAAACACUGGCAGAAGAAAGUUAUUCCUCCAUAUAAACCAACUGAAGGUCUUCACCAAUGAUGCAGGACAUAUCUUCUGGAACACAGCCAUACCACAAAACUAGACCUUCAGCCUGAUGUAAUAAACACUUUCCCCAAGGACAAGUUCGAUCUCUGCAUCUAUGCUCUUGUGCCAGGAAAACCGCUCACUUUUCUACUCAGCUAGGAGCUCAUUGAAAAUCAGCCCAGACUUAGAAACAUGGGUUUCUACUUCAAGUUGGUCAUAGUUC